This is a messenger RNA of Orbicella faveolata, 1485 nucleotides long. RefSeq names its product cytochrome c oxidase assembly factor SCO1-like. Gene Ontology annotation, cellular component: mitochondrial inner membrane. Gene Ontology annotation, molecular function: copper chaperone activity; copper ion binding. Gene Ontology annotation, biological process: intracellular copper ion homeostasis; mitochondrial respiratory chain complex IV assembly. Lineage: Eukaryota; Metazoa; Cnidaria; Anthozoa; Scleractinia; Merulinidae. The record is from RefSeq and is a predicted model, not a curated record.
UAUGGCGGCAUUUCUAAAGCAGUAAACUUUCCUUGUCGUCUCGUUCCAUAAAAUCUUCGUCGCAUUUUCACUUUGCUAGUUCCUAAUCAGAAAUCAAGGAUGUUGAGACAAAGCAUAUAUCGUUUAAAACUACCCAAGACGUUCCUUCAAGUGACUUGGCCAGGGAGAUUAGCAGCGCACUUUGAGGUGAGGCCCAUCCCCAAUGUCUCUCAAAAUAGAACUGUGAUACGCUUUGCAAGAAAUCCAGUUACACGGGCUGAAGAACAGAAAUCAAAUAAAAAGUCAUUUGAUGAAGCUUUUGAACGAACAACUAAGAGAGGACCUGUGACAUGGGCUUCCUUAGCACUUGUCGCACUUGCCGGCGGAGGUCUCCUGCUUUAUGUACGUUAUCUUAAGGAGGAAAAGGAACGAAUCAAACAAAAGGAAAAGAAUCGCUCAAUAGGAAAAGUUGCUCUUGGUGGACCAUUUAGUUUGACAGAUCAUAACGGAAAAGCUGUGACUGACAAAGAUUUCCAUGGCAAAUGGAUCUUGCUGUACUUUGGCUUUACCCACUGUCCUGAUAUCUGUCCAGACGAGCUGGAAAAAAUGGGACAGGCCAUUGACAUUGUCGACAAGCAAAAAGAGUCGCUGGGUGCAGAACUCCAACCCUUGUUCAUUACAGUUGAUCCCAUGCGGGAUGAUGUUGAGGCUGUAAAACAAUAUGUGCAAGAGUUUCAUCCCCGUCUCCUUGGUCUGACAGGUUCACUUGAGCAAGUGCAACAGGUCUGCCGGGCUUACAGGGUGUAUUUUAGUCAAGGACCAGCAGAUGAGGACAAUGACUACAUUGUUGACCACACCAUCAUUCAAUACCUUGUGGAUCCAACAGGUGAAUUUGCUGAAUAUUUUGGACAAAAUAAGACAGCAGAGGACAUUGCUACGGGGAUUACAAAACACAUGAUUUCAUACAAACUCAAACAACGUAAUAAAAAGCAAACAAAUGUUUAAGUAUUUAAAUGCUACAAAAUCAGCCGGCCUUGCAAGAAAUGACCAGAAAAAAAGCAAGAAGAAUCAGAUGAUAUUCAAGAAAACCAAGUGAUUUUUGGACGACUGUCAUUAAUUUCUUAUAUCAUAUCGUAAAUAAGUAAUUUAGUGUAUCAAGAUAUCGCUGCGUACAUGUUGCCAAACCACUUCAUAUAAAAGAGUGCCAAACUUCAAAAUAAAAAAAAAAUCCAAAUUUCAGUUUGAAGAGUACAGAAAAACAAAGAGCACUGCUUGAGAGUAUUUUGUAAUAUCUUUUAUUUGCAUGGCCACACACUAGGGUUUCAAUCUACAAACUACAAGCACCACUUUGUAGAGCAAGACAUUAUUAACAGUACUACAUAAAUUAACAGUACUAUAUAAAGGUACUGCUGAUUUGCUUUCAUUUGUGUGGUAACUUACAAGCCAAAAUUCGUCUACAAAUGCCAGAACCACUUUGUACAGCAUAAUAAACAGCACUACAUGAAA